UGCUCUCGUCACCAAGGCUGCGGAGGAGUCGUUAGCAGCGCCGCCUUGGCGGAAAGAUGGCGGCGGCCAUAGAGUGACCGGACGGCGGAGGCGCCAGGACCCGCUGCGGCCCGGAGAGGGAACGAUGAAGUGAUGGAUCAUGACACUCCAACCAUCAGGCCCCGCAGAAUCCAGAACCAGAACGUCAUCCACCGUCUGGAGCGCCGAAGGAUCAGCUCUGGUAAGGCCGGCACCCACUGGCACCAGGUCCGGGUCUUCCACCAGAAUGUCUUCCCCAACUUUACUGUGGUCAAUGUUGAGAAGCCGCCCUGCUUCCUGCGCAAGUUCUCCCCCGAUGGGCGCUACUUCAUUGCUUUCUCCUCGGACCAGACCUCCCUGGAGAUCUACGAGUAUCAGGGCUGCCAGGCAGCAGAGGAUCUCCUACAGGGUUAUGAGGGCGAGAUCUUGGCCAAUGGCAAUGACCAAAGAUCUGUUAACAUCCGUGGGCGGCUCUUUGAACGUUUCUUCGUCUUGCUUCAUAUCACUAAUGUGGCCUCCAAUGGCGAGCACUUGAACCGCGAGUGCAGUUUGUUCACAGAUGACUGUCGCUAUGUAAUCGUUGGCUCUGCUGCCUACCUGCCUGAGGAACCUCAUCCCCCAUUUUUUGAGGUUUAUCGCAACAGUGAGUCGGUGACCCCUAAUCCCAGGUCUCCUUUGGAGGACUAUUCUCUGCAUAUCAUAGAUCUUCACACAGGUAGACUGUGUGACACAAGGACAUUCAAAUGUGACAAAGUCAUCUUGUCUCACAACCAGGGCCUAUACCUGUAUAAGAAUAUCUUGGCUAUUCUCUCUGUGCAGCAGCAGACUAUUCAUGUCUUUCAGGUGACGCCUGAGGGCACAUUCAUUGAUGUACGGACUAUAGGUCGCUUCUGCUAUGAGGAUGAUCUCCUGACCCUGUCCGCUGUCUAUCCAGAAGUGCAGCGAGACACUCAGACAGGGAUGGCAAACCCGUACAAAGAACCCUUCAUAAAUUCUCUGAAACACAGACUGUUGGUGUACCUGUGGAGGAGGGCAGAGCAGGAUGGGAGUGCAAUGGCAAAAAGGAGGUUCUUCCAGUACUUUGAUCAGCUGAGGCAGCUGCGCAUGUGGAAAAUGCAGCUGUUGGAUGAGAGCCAUCUGUUUAUUAAAUACACCAGUGAAGAUGUGGUCACAUUGCGGGUGACAGACCCUUCACAGCCUUCAUUCUUUGUUGUGUACAACAUGGUGACCACAGAAGUUAUUGCUGUGUUCGAGAACACUUCGGAUGAGCUACUGGAACUCUUUGAGAACUUCUGUGAUCUCUUCAGGAAUGCCACCCUGCACAGCGAGGCUGUCCAAUUUCCCUGCUCAGCUUCCAGUAACAACUUUGCCAGACAGAUCCAGCGCCGGUUUAAGGACACUAUUGUGAAUGCAAAGUAUGGAGGGCACACAGAGGCUGUGCGGAGGCUGCUGGGUCAGCUCCCAAUCAGCGCUCAGUCCUACAGUGGCAGUCCUUACCUUGACCUCUCCCUCUUCAGUUAUGAUGACAAGUGGGUGUCAGUCAUGGAACGGCCAAAGACAUGUGGAGAUCACCCCAUCAGAUUUUAUGCCAGGGAUUCUGGCCUCCUGAAGUUUGAAAUCCAAGCAGGACUCUUGGGCCGACCCAUCAAUCACACAGUACGACGCUUGGUUGCAUUCACCUUUCACCCCUUUGAGCCCUUUGCUAUCUCGGUGCAGCGGACUAAUGCAGAGUAUGUUGUUAAUUUCCACAUGAGGCACAGCUGCACAUAGUACAAUACUGGGCUGGGACAGCUGUUGCCAUCAUGGACACACCAAAGCGGGACACUCAUGCCUUCUAGGAAACCAAACCAUUGCUCACCUAAGGAACCUGACGUGGAAGCCCUAACCAACCAGCAUUGUUCCCCAGCAUCUGCAGCUGGCACUUGCAAGCCAUUGAAAGAGAAUCCCAUUAUGCUUCUGAAGAAGCCAUCUUGAUCGGAAAUUAGUCUUGUGACCAUUUCUUUCUAUAGAUACCAUCCAGUUCAUAUUGCCAAAGCCCCUUGUUGCAUUAAAUCCUGUCUUUUCCCAUAACUAUUGGUGAACAAAAUGUAGCUGAGAAACCUUGCCUGUUUCCCCAAGAAGUGUUGUCUUUUCUCUUGCUUUGUCUGCUUUGUGAUAGCAAAGGCAGAGUUCUCCAAGACUCCUUCUGUACCAGUGCCCUUCCAUCUAGUCAAGACAAGUCGUCCAUCUUACAGAGCGAGAAUAGAAGCCAUGGUGGUGGGUUUUUUUUUUUAAAUUUGUACCUUCACUGUUAUGAGGAAAUGAAACUAGCUCUUGUGAUUCACACAGUGCACUCAAGCCAUAUCAAUAUGCAGGGUAUUAGGGGAGAAAGGUCUCUGUUAGUGGGGAGGUCUAGUAGUUAGAGCAGGUCACUGGAAGCAGGGGAGAUGAUUUCUGUUCCUGACUCUUAUGCAAGUCACUUAAUCUUUGUGCCUUAGUUUCCAACCGUAAAAUGAGGAUGUGACUGAGCCACCUUCUGUAAAGAACUUUGAGCCCCUCAGAUGAAAGGUGGCAAAGGGAGGGAAACCAGAACAGCUGACUGUAUGCCUAAUGUGUGAGCUGGUGGGUAGCUAGCAGCAGGAAUGCACGAGAGAGGCUUGGAACUUGAGAGCAGCUUUCUCUUUGGUGCCUCAGUUAGGGAAAAGCACUGCAUGGACCAGGAAUGUAUCCCCAGGGAUGUGUCGUCCUCUUCCCUCACCCUGUUUCUGCUGACAGGAUGGGAAAGAGCCAGCCCCAGUCUUUGGUGCACGCCAGGUACGUAAAUGUGGAGAAUGUCUGACUUGUGGCAUCCUUGUCUUUCCCAUGACUACUAUGUGAUGCCUCAAACUGUAAGGUUAUAGUCACCAGGGAUAACGGAGUUAGACCUGAGAGAGCUGAUUCCAUAGUGUCUGCAUCUGUUUGGCACUAGAAUGUUGCUGUACUUGCCUUUCCCCUGCAGUUAGAAGACAGCUAGGCUGGAUUUUGCACUGGGAGAAGGGGAGACUUGGAUUCAUGUGUAUUGCUGGGAGCUUGUAGCCGAAGGUUUGACUUUGCUGACUUAAUGCUGCCUGUCCUCUCCUGCUUUACACCCUAUUCUCUGUGAGAACUGGGGGUUAGGUGGUAAGGGGUGCCAAUGGGUGACUCCCUGGGAUUGAAGCACAUCUUGCUGGUGUGUUGCUGUAUACUUGAAGCAAGAUUGACUUCUACAUUGUCUGAGAUGUCUGCAAAAUGAGCUGCUGGACUUGAAUCCAGAAGAAGUGCACCUAAAUGCCUCUGGGUCUAAGCUAGUGCAGGCUUAUAAAAAUGCUGGCCCUGCCUUGAUCUGAAGACCACUUCAUUGUUUGCUGCAUUUGUACUACAAGGUAGCACAUAGGCUUUCUCAAAACGUGUGCAUACCAAAAAUGUGCAUGUUGCUAGGGAAUGUUGUCAUCUUAGGCAAACACGGGGCUGGUGAAAGGUGCUGGAUUGACACUGGAGACUGCUGUUCUCUGAUGCACAUGAUGGGCUGUGACAGGGCACUGUCCUUGAGGGCGCCCCCCUCGAAGGAAAGCCCUUCAGACUAAAAGCCCAUUCAUAUCUGCUGAAGGUACCAAAAAGGGGGCUAGUUGUGGUUAACGUUUUGGCCACUUGUCUGCUCAGAAAGUCCCGAGGUCACAAGCUCAUCUCACAUAUCACUGAAUAGCCAUCAGAUAAUCUUAUUUUUGUCACUAUUGACCUGGGCAAGGUUUGGAUACCUCACCUAGAUGUGACAGGCUCCACAUCCCACACCAGAUUCUUUGAGCCAUCCUGUCCUUUGGAUGUUUACAGCCCUCAGUGUAGUUCUUUUGCUCUAUCUUCCUUUCUUCUCUCCUCCCAAACAUAACCCCAUCUCAACACUAUAACGCAGUUUUUGUAUAAGGAUCUCAAAGCACUCUUACAAAAGUAUUGCUGCCAUUUUGCAGAUGGUGAAAUUGAGACUCAGAUGAAAUAAUUCAUAUGACCUUGUGUAAACUGAGUAUCGAAUUGACUUCCAGUUGUAACCAGUAGUCCAUCCGCAUCUGUGCAGGAUUGCUAAGGGCUUUCAAAGCCGGGCUAUGGAAAAUGUAGUCCUAGGGCAAGAAUACAUAUUUCUUUGUCUUCUUUCCCAGGGUAUUUGAGUUGAUGGGAAGUUUCUCGGGGCUGCAACAAAUGACUCCAGGUUGGGAGGCCGCUUGCUGGGGGAGGUGUCAGGACAUGCAUGCAGUAGUGCCUCAUUCCUCUCCAGCCCAGAACACUAUUUCAUGGUUUUAGAAUCUUUCACCUACAAUCUGUUUCUCAAAUUCUUUCUAUUAAAGCUCUGAGCAGGGAGUCUUCGCAUAUUGUCUCCUGCUUGAUAAAACACACUGUAUCUGAUAGAUAACUGAGUUAUCUGCUUCCUCUCUCACCAAAACUUCACUCUUCAUUACCCUUUUCCAUUGUUAAUGUAUCUUUCUGUCUUUCCCAAAAGUUCUCAGCAGUUCCCAUUAACUCCUUAAUGCCACAAGCUAGCAUUCCUUCACCCUGGAGCUCCAGAUGGGGUAGAGCCGUGCUUCAAAAUAUCUCCGCUUUCUGUUGAUACCGUUUCCUUUAAGUGAUAUAAGUAACAACCAUAUUCACAGCUCUGCCACUAAAUUGUGUAAUCUCAGGCGAGUCACUUCCCCUCCCUCUGCCUCAGUUUCCUUAUCUGUAAAAGGAGAUGAUGUGGACUCACUUUUGUAAAGCACUUUCAGUUCUGUGGAUGAAAAGUAUCAGGUAAGUGCUAAAUAUUGCUUUAAUGUGUUUCUGAAGGCACAGAUUGAUGGUUGUGAGGAGUAUGAAUGCCUUGGUGCAGCACUGUAGAUUCUAUGGCUGGGGCUGCUACAUUUUGUAUCUAGUGAAGGAUUUAGGUUACCACAGGAGUGUGUUGAAAGAAAAGCCUGUCUCAUUCUCAUGCUUGAAAUUUUGAUUCUUUUAUUUAAGAAACAAGAAGUGCGGGUGUAGGGGCGGGACAUAUAUUUUCUAUCUAAUAUUUUUACUAGGUUAGGAUGAAAACUUGUUAGCAACACAGGAUAAAUACCAGAAUAAAGAAGAACUUGUUUCAUGAGUCUGACUUGUAUCCUCUUUCCAAGAUCUCCUACCAGAUAUCAGUGGUAACUUAAAUCCUUUCAUUAAGAAAAAACAGGGUGCAUUUGUCUUGAGGAGUCAUGACCUAUAUGUGUAGGAGGGUCUGCAUAAGUCUAGGAUAUUAAUUCAUUGUGCUGAAGUUUCCCCUUAGAGCUGUUAAGAUGUCCAUACAAAUGAGACUGUAGGAGCAAUGGUGUGAGCUAAUGACAAAGGUGGGACGCACUUCUCUCUUCCACUUUGGUGUUCAAGUUGCCAGCCCAACUUGUGAACAUAGACUUUUUCCUUCUGCCUGUUCCUAAGGCCUCAUCCUAUGGCUAUUUUAUCUCCUUUCCCCGAGACAUUAACACAGGGGCGGUCAAACUUUUUGGUCUGAGGGCUGCAUUGGGUUUCGGAAAUUAUAUGGACGGCCAAUUAGAGGAGGCUGUGCCUCCCCAAACAGCCAGGCAUGGCCUGGCCCCCGCCCCGUGCUUCUUGCCCCCUGACACUCCCCGCCCUGGGACUCCUGCCCCAUCCAACCCCCCUGUUCCCUGAUGGACCACCCAGGACCCCUGCCCCAUCCACCCCACCUGCGCCCUGUCCCCUGGCCGCCCCAGAACCCCCCGCCCCUGACUGCCCCCCGCCGCCCCAUCCAACCCCUCCUCUCAUUCCUGACUGCCCCCCCAGGACCUCUGCCCCAUCCAACCAUCCCUUCUCCCAGUCCCCUGACUGCCCCCUGCCGCCCUUGAACCCCACCCCCAUUCCCCACCCUCUGACCUCCCUGACUACCCCUCCCCUCCGAACUCCCCUGCCCUCUAUCCAACCCCCCCCCCCGCUCCCUGCCCCCUUACUAUGCUGUCUGGAGCACCAAUGGCUGGCAGCGCUACAGCCACGUAGCUCUGCAGCUACGCUGCCCCACCGACCAGAGCAUUGUGCCGGCGAUGCAGCGAGCUGAGGCUGUGGGGGAACAGCACGGGAGGGGCCAGGAGCUCAGGGGCCAGGCAGGACGGUCACGUGGGCCAGAGUUUGCCCACCUCUGCAUUAACGUGAAAGUUAAGCCAAUGUGAGUGGCUUUGCAGGGCUGUCACCAACUCUUUUUACUGUGGGCCUGUCAUAAAUAUAAAGGGAAGGGUAAACACCUUUAAAUCCCUCCUGGCCAGAGGAAAAACCCUUUUAUCUGUGAAGGGUUAAGAAGCUAGGAUAAAUUCGCUGGCACCUGACCAAAAUGACCAAUGAGGAGACAAGAUGCUUUCAAAGCUGGAGGGGGGGAGAAACAAAGGUUCUCUCUGUCUGUGUGUUGCCUUUGCCGGGACCAGAGCAGGAAUGCAGGUCAAAACUCCUGUAAAGGGCUAAUAAGCAAUCUAGUUAGAUAUGCAUUAGAUUCUGUUUUGUUUAAAUGGCUGAUAAAAUAAGUUGUGCUGAAUGGAAUGUAUAUUCCUGUUUUUGUGUCUUUUUGUAACUUAAGGUUUUGCCUAGAGGGAUUCUCUCUGUUUUGAAUCUGAUUACCCUGUAAGGUAUUUACCAUCCUGAUUUUACAGAGGUGAUUCUUUUACUUUUUCUUCAAUUAAAAUUCUUCUUUUAAGAA
This is a messenger RNA of Caretta caretta (loggerhead turtle), 6697 nucleotides long. RefSeq names its product DET1 partner of COP1 E3 ubiquitin ligase (gene DET1). Lineage: Eukaryota; Metazoa; Chordata; Testudines; Cheloniidae. Gene Ontology annotation, cellular component: nucleus; cullin-RING ubiquitin ligase complex. The record is from RefSeq and is a predicted model, not a curated record. Gene Ontology annotation, molecular function: ubiquitin protein ligase binding; ubiquitin-like ligase-substrate adaptor activity. Gene Ontology annotation, biological process: protein ubiquitination; positive regulation of proteasomal ubiquitin-dependent protein catabolic process.